Molecule: messenger RNA, 1261 nt
Organism: Ricinus communis (castor bean)
Lineage: Eukaryota; Viridiplantae; Streptophyta; Magnoliopsida; Malpighiales; Euphorbiaceae
Exons: 2
Coding region: 369-1085 (238 amino acids)
Source: RefSeq, a predicted model, not a curated record
CUCUCAGAACAAGUAUUUUAGUCGUACAGCAAAGGGGUAUUAGAACAUGAUACUGUACUGUUCUUUCUCGCAGAAGAUUGGCAAUUGAAAGAAACAUUUUUUUUUUUCACAUCCGUAAUCAAAAAAGAAAGGAGCAAAAGUCAAGAAUGGACCACAAUUUUCUAUCUAUAUAUUUUAAUAUUAGUUAUUACAAUGACCAGUAACGGUGUGACACAGCUGUUUUAUGUUGUGUCCGAUCUCGAUCUCUUUUUUUUUUUUUAUGCGGGCGUUGCCUCGAGUAAACUACACAUGUAUAUGCUUACAGAUAGAUCACUAGAGAGUGAAAGCGAGAGAGAGGCAAAGAGUAGCAAAGUAAAGUGAGGAUUGAAAUGGAGGAAGCGAAGUUAGAUUAUGUGCUGGUACCAAUGGGUAUUUUGCUGAUGGCGAUGUACCACUGUUGGCUGCUCUUCGCUCUAUUCAAAUAUCCAAGGACUACUGUUAUUGGCCUCAAUGCUGAGUCCCGCCAUCAAUGGGUUCACGCCAUGAUGACUGACCCUCUAAAGAAUGGGGUUUUAGCAGUUCAAACAAUACGAAACAAUAUAAUGGCAUCUACCCUUUUAGCAACAACAGCAAUCACUCUAAGUUCAUUGAUCAGUGUCUUUGUGAGCAGCACAUCUAAUUCUGGCAAUACAGCAUCUCAGCUAGUUUAUGGAAAUAAAAGCUCCAUUGUUUCUUCAGUUAAGUAUUUCACGAUUUUGUUAUGCUUCCUUGUUGCCUUUCUUUGUAAUGUGCAGUCGAUCCGAUACUAUGCUCAUGUUAGCUUCUUGGCUACUUUGCCUACAUCAAUGGACAAAAAGGAGUGCAUUGAGUAUGUUGCCCGAAACUUGAAUCGAGGAAGUAUUUUUUGGUCCCUUGGAUUGCGAGCUUUCUAUGUGUCAUUCCCUCUGUUUUUAUGGAUCUUUGGGCCAAUUCCCAUGUUUGUGUGCUGUUUCAUGAUGUGUUUUGUUCUUUAUUUCUUGGACACAACUAGUAGUUUUACAAGGCAUCUUCAUACUCAGUCAUUCAAAGAGGGAACAAAAACCGAUGAUGUGGAGUCGGGUGUUUAAUCGCCCUGAGUGCUAUUUAGAAUAGAAGGUACUAGUCGUUGCAAGUGCUCUAAACAUAGGGACCUAAAACUCAGAUUAGCAACUUGUAUGUAACUUCAAUAUUACUGAACUUUUCCAUGUACAUAAAGCCUUCAACAGCCUGUUUAAAGUUGUCUGCACCCAUGUGCUUCUGCAAA